AGAGACACCUCCUUUUACUGCAGUUGCUUUUCAGUGAUCUUAUUUUCCUCUGUGGUGAAAACAAGAAGAUGUGAACCUGUUUGAUUUUACUGGGUCUGCUCUCUUUCUGCAGCCUCUGCGUUAGUCAAGAAUGCGCUCAAGAGUUAAUCGAGAAUGUGGAUUUCUCGGGAUCAGAUAUAACAUUUCUCUACUCUCCGGAUCCAAGGCACUGUCAGCAGCUGUGACAUAUUUCUAUUGAUUAUUUUUUUAUGCAGUGAUAACUUCCAAUGUAACUUGAAGGGAAAUCCAUCUUUAAUGGGGACCAGAGCCAAAGUGGGAGUCACAUCUGGGAUACCGGUGCACUUCUGCCAGAUGGAUAACAAAUGCGCUCAAGAGUUAAUCGAGAAUGUGGAUUUCCCAGGAUCAGAUAUAACAUUUCUCUACUCUCCGGAUGCAAGGCACUGUCAGCAGCUGUGCACCGAGCACCCCUCCUGUCUCUUCUUUACCUUUGUUCGACAUGACUGGACCAGAGAUAAGAGGAACUUCUACUGCUACAUCAAGUCCACUCCCUCUCUAAAGCCCAACGUCCAGACUCCACUACAACGUGUCACUUCGGGCUUUUCUCUCAAAAACUGCACCUCAGAGCUGCAACAACCUGAUCGGUCUCAGCUGUACCAGAACAUGGACUUCCUGGGGCCAAACUACAAAUCGUUGUUCACGUCCAGUGAUGAAGAGUGUCAGAGGGUCUGCACGCAGGACCGUCACUGUCGGUUUUUUACUUUUGUAAAUGGCGUCUUCACACCAGAGACCAUAAGGUAUAACUGGCCCUUCCCCUUCCUGUUGCACGUUCAUGUGUCGGGGUAUGCUGUCCCAAUACCUGUUGGGGCUAAGGGGUAG
This is a messenger RNA of Hippoglossus stenolepis (Pacific halibut), 876 nucleotides long. Its product is annotated as coagulation factor XI-like. Gene Ontology annotation, cellular component: extracellular region. NCBI's taxonomy places the organism in Eukaryota, Metazoa, Chordata, Actinopteri, Pleuronectiformes, Pleuronectidae. The transcript is spliced from 6 exons. The coding region runs from base 295 to 876 and encodes 193 amino acids. Gene Ontology annotation, molecular function: protein binding. The record is from RefSeq and is a predicted model, not a curated record. Gene Ontology annotation, biological process: proteolysis.